AUCAAAGCCAAUCAUAACCAAUAAUCAAAGAAAGACGUAGUUUAAAAACGAUGCACCUCAAAAGCACCUUAUAAGAAUCCCCUUUCAUAAUUUUAUUCACCCAACAACACCUUGCCACGUUCCCUUUUCCUUCAUUACCAAUUUCUCUCUUCUUCUCCAGUCUCCACCUCUUUCUUUACCAAACGGUCAAACCCCCUCUGGAAAAAAAAAAAAAAAAAGAAAAAAGACCAGCUAUGACCACCUACGGCACAAUCCCGACCUCUUCAUCGGGACCUUCUUCGAAUCUGGAGUACCUCUCUCGGGCCAAAGCGCGCAUCAGGGAAGGUCUCGCCACUCGCCGCCCAUGGAAGUUCAUGUUCAACUUCCACUCCUUCGGAUUGCCUUCCGGCUUUGGAGAUUUCAUCGGGCGUCUCCGUAAAAACGCCUCCUACUUCCGUAUGAAUUACGCCAUCAUCUUCCUCCUCAUACUCUUCCUCAGCCUCCUCUGGCAUCCUAUCUCGCUGAUCGUGUUCGUGGUCAUGAUGGCGGUUUGGCUUUUCCUUUACUUCUUGCGCGAGGAGCCGCUCGUGAUCUUUCAUCGCACCAUUGACGACCGACUGGUGCUGGUCGUGCUCUCGGUGUUGACGAUCGUGUUCUUGCUUUUGACGCAUGCCACGCUUAAUAUCUUGGUGGCACUGCUGAUUGGUUUGGUGGUGGUUGUUCUACACGCCGCAAUUAGGAAGACCGACGAUUUGUACGUGGAUGAGGAAAACGCUGCUUUGAUUAGUGCUUGAUCUUAUUCCUUUUCAUAAAUUUCUUUCUUUUUUCUUCUAAUUUUUGGUUUUUGUUUUAGUUUCUGUUUUUUUAUUGAGUAAAUUUUAAUUUUAUUUUAUUUUGUUUA
This is a messenger RNA of Ziziphus jujuba (common jujube), 880 nucleotides long. Its product is annotated as PRA1 family protein F3. The transcript has a single exon. The record is from RefSeq and is a predicted model, not a curated record. Gene Ontology annotation, cellular component: Golgi apparatus; endoplasmic reticulum. Gene Ontology annotation, biological process: vesicle-mediated transport. Lineage: Eukaryota; Viridiplantae; Streptophyta; Magnoliopsida; Rosales; Rhamnaceae. The coding region runs from base 234 to 773 and encodes 179 amino acids.